AUGUGCCGAUAUCCAAUUAGCCGUGGUGGAAAGUUUCAUUGGCCCAGUUCACAGCCCAUCAAGAAGACCGGUCACGGCCUCACGGGAGCAGCGGAGUCGCACUCGCACUCGACUCGAGCAACUGGGCGAGCGGCGGCGGCUUCAGCUAGGGUUGGCUCCAACUCCAAGUCUCCAACCCAACGGGCGACGGAGGCGCCGGGAUCCCGGCGGGCGGAGGCAGCAGGCAGCAGCGGCCGCGCCCGCGCAGCUGCACAAGAUCUUCAAGCUCUGCGGCUCUCCGUCCGACUGUCCGAGGACUACCGGACGUGA
Molecule: messenger RNA, 309 nt
Organism: Miscanthus lutarioriparius
Lineage: Eukaryota; Viridiplantae; Streptophyta; Magnoliopsida; Poales; Poaceae
Source: the annotation of a GenBank genome assembly